Molecule: messenger RNA, 1290 nt
Organism: Cylindrotheca closterium
Lineage: Eukaryota; Bacillariophyta; Bacillariophyceae; Bacillariales; Bacillariaceae
Source: the annotation of a GenBank genome assembly
AUGGCAGUGUCUCCUUCAUCAGCGGGUGUCUCCGUGCCAAUGGGAGAUUCAAAACUCCGCCGAGGGCAUAGCAAAGCUUAUCCAAGAGAUCACUUGGGUUUCGUUGCCAAGAUGCAAUUCUACUUUCGAAAACAUUCAGGAGCUGUCUUGGCGACAGUUUGUUUUUUCGCCUUUUGUUUGUUGGUGUCGUCGGAUUUCAUACACGACACUGCUCCUGGAUUGCGAGCGCAUCAAAGUGGGGAAAUUAAUUUUGCGGGAGCCAUCAAGAAGGGAUACUUUUCGACGGCAGGGUCCAUAGUGAAGGAAAAUGUCUUUCGGUUUGCGGCCAUUACAGAUUUGGACCAACUUUCCAAGUUUGAAGAUGGCGACAAGAUAAAAUUCAAGAGUCAUUUGCUGCCAGGAACAUUGACAAGAGAUCCAUCCGAUGGAACGUAUUCGAUUGAAAUGGAAGAGACUAGAGAAAUUGUCACUGGGCACAAUGAAGCUGGUAGAGGUGCCGAAUUCAGUGAACUUCAAGUCUUCAACAACCGACUGUUGACCUUUGACGACCGGACGGGUGAAGUCUUUGAGAUUCGAAACAAUGCUGACGGUAAAUCAUCGUAUUUGGUACCUCGAUUUGUCGUGACGGAAGGAGAAGGUGAUACUGAUAAGGGUAUGAAGUGGGAAUGGGCGACCGUCAAGGAUAAUGAAUUGAUCAUUGGAAGCAUGGGAAAAGAAUACACACGACCCGAUGGAACCAUUGUAAACAAGAACAAUCUAUGGGUCAGUGUCUUGGACAAUCGCGGCAGCUUAACUCGGAUGGACUGGUCGUCCCAGUACGAAUUUGUCCGACACCACUUGGGAGCCGAUUCACCAGGAUACCUCAUUCAUGAGGCUAUUCGAUGGUCGGAACACUUGCACAAAUGGGUCUUUGCUCCACGUAGAAUAUCCGAUCAAAAAUAUGAUGACGAGAAGGACGAAAAAAUGGGUUCCAACAAGGUGGUCUUGGUCAAUGAAGGAUUUACCAGUGCGGAAACUGUUCAUGUGAAGAUGGCUUCGAACGAUGGUCUCCAUGGAUUUUCCUCCUUUGCUUUUGUGCCUGGAACCAACGACAAGCAUGUCUUGGCCUUGAGAAGUGUCGAAGAAGAUUGUGCGGGAGACGACUUGGAUAUUUGCAAACAAAGGUCGUACUUUGUAGUCUUUGACUUGACGACGGGAGAUGUCUUGAUGGACGAAGUCGAAAUCGAAAAGAAAAUGAAGUUUGAAGGUGUGGAGUUCGUAGACCUGAACACCAUACCGCCAACCAACUAG